Messenger RNA from Tetrapisispora phaffii CBS 4417, 438 nucleotides. RefSeq names its product U2 snRNP complex subunit IST3 (gene IST3). The transcript has a single exon. The record is from RefSeq and is a predicted model, not a curated record. Gene Ontology annotation, biological process: mRNA splicing, via spliceosome. The coding region runs from base 1 to 438 and encodes 145 amino acids. Gene Ontology annotation, molecular function: RNA binding. NCBI's taxonomy places the organism in Eukaryota, Fungi, Ascomycota, Saccharomycetes, Saccharomycetales, Saccharomycetaceae. Gene Ontology annotation, cellular component: U2 snRNP; precatalytic spliceosome; catalytic step 2 spliceosome.
AUGAACAAAAUAAAAUCCAUCAACGCUAUUAAUGCAAGUGAGUUAAAUAGUGGAAUACUAGAUGCAUCCUUAUCAUGGCAUGACGAGUAUAGAGACCAGGCAUAUGUUUAUAUUGGUGGUCUCAAUAAGGAGUUAACAGAGCAUGAUAUAUUGACCAUCUUUUCUCAGUUCGGGGUUCCAACUGAUAUUAAACUUGUUAGAGAUAAAGAGACUAGCGAGUCUAAAGGUUUUGCAUAUUUGAAAUACGAAGAUCAACGGUCGUGUGUGUUAGCCAUUGAUAAUUUAAACGGCAGCAAGAUUGCUGGGAGGAAUAUUGUGGUGGACCAUGUUUUUUAUGAGUAUAGAGACGAUGAUUUGGAAUAUAGAAAUGCAGUAAAAUCAGAACUAGAAAGAAAUGACAAGGUUAAUACUGACAAAUUGAGUAUAACAGAAAACUAA